Messenger RNA from Coccidioides posadasii C735 delta SOWgp, 1365 nucleotides. RefSeq lists its product as uncharacterized. The record is from RefSeq and is a predicted model, not a curated record. NCBI's taxonomy places the organism in Eukaryota, Fungi, Ascomycota, Eurotiomycetes, Onygenales, Onygenaceae.
CGAGUCGAUCGAUUGAUUGACCUUAUCCUAAGACCUGAUCGCCAAAGUCCCUGUUUCCCCCCCCCAUCAUAGUUGAGAUUAUACAGCGAAGAUGUCACGGUCCACGGCGGACGCAACUCGAUUCACGGCGACCGCGCCUCAUGCCCAUUCCAAACCCGGAUCUACGGCAUCGAGAUGGCCGGGGAUGAAAUUGGGACGCACUCAGGAAAGACCCCAGCCUGCAACCGGGGGAGAUAGUCAAGAGACCCCCAAGCAGAAAGUUGAGCGGCUUCGCGCGGAGGCUCGCGCCGCCCGAAUUGCGAAAUCGUCGUCACCAAUGGAUAGAAUAAUAGGACGGGGAAGAGUGUGGGCGGAUCGGGUUCAUAAAGUGACUGUUUUCACCAUUAUUGCGGCUUCUGGUAUUGCUGGUAUUCUCACCAUAUAUUCCGCGACGUCAUUGAUAUCACAUAAUCGCCGUCAAAAAGCCCUAUGGAUCGAUAGAGAAUUGCAGAAGCUAUUGGACGCCAGAAAGGCCUAUGUCGCAGGAACCGCUACUCCUGAACAGAUUCAGCUUUUAGAGAAAGAGAAGGCAGCCGACGAAGAAAAGAAGAGAAAAGAGGAAUUGAAGAAGGAAACGACGUUUUACAAAGCUAAAAGCUGGCUAUUUGGCGGGAUGAAACAGGACGAGGUAAAUGAGAGUGCAAGUGUGCAGCUUGAGACUGGGGAAGAAAAGUCAAAAAUAUUAGAGGCGAUCAACGCAAAGGCAGCAGAUGCGGUUGUUGCACCAACAGACUUGAUUUCGCAAGAAAACCGGGGCGAUCGGGGAACCGACGCUGCGCAAACAAUCACGAGCGAAACAAAGAAAGGUUGGGCGAGUUGGUUAACAGGACGAUAAGCGGAGCACACGAUUCUAUCCAUUCUCUUACUGCAUAUAUUUUACACUGCGCAGUCGUACCCGUCGAGAAGGAAACAUUUACCGACCGCCACGACUGCCGCCAGUGGCCUUGACUCAUUUCAGUGGGUUCUCAAAUCUUACAUCAUUACUACUCCCGGUUACCUACCCGCUGUUCGAUCUGAGGUUUGGUGCCCAAACCUUUCUGAGCACGGUGGCUUGUAUAGUAUAGUCUUCGAAUUUUGGAGCAGUUUUGGCUUGAAGGUUUCCAGCGAUGGGACGGCAUUUGAUGCUGCUUCUUUUUUUUAAUUGCCACCUUACGGAAUUCAUUUCCGGUGAAGCUUGUUUGCUUUGUUCUUUUUUACAUAACCCAUGACGGUUGGACUUACUUUUCCCAGACUCGCAACUCAUCACAAAAUGCCUCUUUUAUAGCAUAGCAAAUCUAGGCGUUUUUGGGUAGGCAAUGUUAAGACAUGAAGUAUGGUGUUAGAGAA